UAGCUUAGAUUUUUCUACGAUUUUUGUUAUUUUGAUGUUUUGCUACAGUGUCAUUUAAAAUCUAAUGGAAGUUCCAAAUAUUGACCAACAAAUAAAGGAAUCCUUUGAUGAGUUCAGCAUGUUUCAUUCUGAUAACAUUGAUUUAAUAAAUUCUAAUAAAGACGAAGAUGCUCAAAGUGUACCCCUCAAUAAAAAUCAUAUAUUAAAAGAUGCCAUAUAUUCUGAAGAAGCAGAAAAAACUAAAAACAUUAUUUUCACAGAAAGCGAUGAAGAAAUUAUUGAUAUAGAAGAAUUUAAAUCAGAAGCUGACAUGGAAAAUUUAAAACCAUGUUCUUCACUUGCUACUUGGGUGCAGUGUGAUCAAGAACAUUGUCAAAAAUGGCGACUCAUUGAAAAUGAGCCUCUUCCUGAGGAAAGCCAUAAAUGGGAGUGUUGUAUGAGCAAAAAUUCUUGUAGAAAUAAAUGUGAAUUUUCACAGGAAACAAUGCCGAGUGAUAAUGAAGAAACGCUACAUACAUCAUUUUUACCUGGAGAUCUUGUUCUUGGUAAAAUGCCAGGAUAUCCUUGGUGGCCUGGUAUUAUUGAAGAUGAUCCUGAUUUUGAAAGUUUCUUUGAUUGUCAGAUAAGAGGAGAUAAAGAAGUUAUUAGCUUUCAUGUAACUUUUUUUGGUAAAGAAGCAUCAAGAGCAUGGUUGCAAAAAACCUCGAUUGCAAAUUUUGACGGACAUGAAAAAUUAGAGGAUUUAGGUCCUCUGUCUUAUCAAGGCAAAAGUUUUCGUAAAAAGGUUCUUGAAGCCUUAAAGGAAGCAACCAAGGCUCUUGAUAUGACUAACGAGAAAAGACUUCGAAAAUACGCUUUUAUGACAAGACAUAAAGAAGGAAAUGCAAAAAUUCGAUCUAAAUCUAAAGAAAAAAAAGAAAGCAUAACAAUUAAAGAAAAAAAAGAAAGUAUAACAGUUAAAGUGGUGAAAGAAAAAAAAGAAAGUAUACCAAUUCAAGAGGUUCAGAAAAAAAAAGGUUUAAAUAUUCAUAAGGUUAAAUUAGAUGUUGCCAAUGCCAAAAAUUUAUAUUCUGAAGAAAUACAGAAAAAUUGUUACAAUAGUAAUGAUGGUCAAGUUAAUAAGUUAAAAGAUAAUCCUAAAAAAAUACAUUUUAAUGAUACAAUAAUUUCUUCAGAUAAUAGUGAGAAAUUAACACCGAGUCAGGAACACGCAGAAAAAAUGAUAGAAAAAUAUGUUACUGCUGAAAUGUUAGUUGCAUUUAAGUCCAAUUAUAACAACGAAAGUAUUAACGUUUCGGAAAAAAAAAAAGCUCCGUUUAAAUCUAAGAAAAGAAAAAACCAGAUUAAUGAAUCGGUUAUCUGUAAUGAAUCCGAUGUUAGUAAAAAAUUAAAAAUUACAAAAAAUUGCGUGGUGAAAAAAAUAUCUAGUAAAAAAAAAUUAAAUGAACAAAAUCUGGAUUGCUUAACCGGUUCAGCUGUUACCCAAGUUCUUAACGAUGAAAAAGCCUUUAUUGUUCAAAAUGAUGUUUCUGUCACUAAUUCAAAAAAGAGAAAGAAAAAAGAAAAGCAGAUCAUCAAUACUGCUAAUCAAAUAAAAUUAAAAAAAACUGUUGGAGAAAAAAGGAAAAAAGUUGAAACUCAAAAUUUAUCGGAAAAAAAAAAUUGUGGUAAUAUGGAAUCAAAAAUAGAACAAAAACCCAUUACAGACGUCAAGAAAAGUUCAAAAGUCUCGUGUAAAGCAAAAGUUGAAACAUUUCAGAAUGUUAAGAAAUUCAAGAUUGUUAAGAAACUAGAUGAAUCCGAGCUAAUUAAGGAAAGUAAUGAACUUGUUAUUGACAGAAAACAUUCUGACGAAAUUGAAAAACCAAUUACAGAAGCUUGUAUUGCUAAAGUACCUCCUACCAUUGAAAUAAAUGUAAAACCUUUACUAGAUGAUCAAGAUAUGCCAAAUAAUAAAAGUUUAGAUUCUUGUGGUGAAAAUUCAUUUAUCAAAGAAGUAUCGAAAUCGGAUCCACAUAAAAAGAAAAUAUUGGACACAGAAAAAAUACCAAGAAUUCAAAAUAUACCAGCGAUUAAUUCUGAUAACGAUUUCAAGAAUGAAACUCGCAUUACCAGUCCGACUAACAAUAAAAUCGGCCAUAAAUCGACACAAAUCGUUUCGUGUCAGUUAAAACCUACCUUUAUAAAAAAAGGAAUUCCCUCUAAAAAAUCUGUUUUUAAAGCACCUGUCAAAAGUGAAGUUGCUAAUUUAACGCCUUCAAAUAAUGUAUCAAUAACAUCUUUUAAAACAAAGCCAUUGAGUUGUUCUUCAAACGUUGCAUCUGAAAUUUUACAACGUGUCGCGGAAAAUGAAUCAAGUUCUUUAGUGUUAAAUAAAGAAGAUGAAGGUGACGUUGAUAUCGGAUUAGAAAUGAAUCUAUCCUUACAAUUGGAUGACGUAUCGUCAGUUUUACCAAGUAGCUCUCCAGAGUUCUAAGAACGUUUAUAAGGAUUUGUCAAGUUUUUUUAAAUGAAUUAUUUUCUAAAUUUAUAGUUCUUGAUGUUUAUAAUUUACAUUAUUAUUAUUUAUCACGUGAGUUUUCAUAUUGGUUUGGAAUAAAUAUUUGAAUAUUUGUUAACUUUUUUAAAUGUUA
This is a messenger RNA of Hydra vulgaris (swiftwater hydra), 2633 nucleotides long. Its product is annotated as zinc finger CW-type PWWP domain protein 1. Gene Ontology annotation, molecular function: zinc ion binding. NCBI's taxonomy places the organism in Eukaryota, Metazoa, Cnidaria, Hydrozoa, Anthoathecata, Hydridae. The record is from RefSeq and is a predicted model, not a curated record. Gene Ontology annotation, cellular component: nucleus.